Molecule: messenger RNA, 6925 nt
Organism: Salvelinus fontinalis (brook trout)
Lineage: Eukaryota; Metazoa; Chordata; Actinopteri; Salmoniformes; Salmonidae
Product: protein crumbs homolog 1-like
Exons: 13
Coding region: 164-4615 (1483 amino acids)
Biological process (GO): heterophilic cell-cell adhesion; establishment or maintenance of epithelial cell apical/basal polarity
Cellular component (GO): protein-containing complex; plasma membrane
Molecular function (GO): calcium ion binding
Source: RefSeq, a predicted model, not a curated record
ACUGACCAAGCAUGGAGAUCCUGCAGCACACUUCCAGCUAACUUCUAUCAGAGCAGAGAGCUGAUCGGCUGGACCAGUAUGCUGGGAGGGGAUCCUGUGGAGGAGUGACAGGCAGCAGUUCUCAGGCUGGACGUUGUGUGACACAGUGGGUCCCUUCACCGCCAUGGAGUUUGGGAGAUUUCAUUCAAAGUACCAAAAACCUUUGCUGCUCAUCAUGAUGACGUUCAAACUGGGUAUACUGUGCACAGCAACAGCAGACAAGUGUCUGUCGUCCCCGUGUCAGAAUGGCGGUACGUGUCUCGACCAAAUGGGCAACUACACGUGUCUCUGCCCCAGAUGGCCCGUCCACUAUAUGGGCAAGGACUGUAGGGAGCUGUAUGACCCCUGUGUCCAAGAUGCGCCAUGCGCCAACUGUACCAGCACACUGGGCACAGGGGUCUACACCUGCCACUGCCCCGACAACUUCGCAGGGACCAACUGCACACUCAACAUCAACAUCAAGUGUGAGAGCAACCCAUGUAGGGGUGUCAGGUCCCAUUGUGUGGACAGGAUGGAUAGCUACACCUGCCACUGUCCCCCUGGCUAUGGAGGAGAUCACUGCCAGGCGAGGGACUGCUCUGAGGAGCCGUGCCACAAUGGUGCCACCUGUGUUGACACAUCGGAUGGGCACCAGUGCCAGUGCGUCCCAGGCUUCCAGGGGAGGGACUGUGAUGAGAACGUGGAUGACUGUAAGUCACUCCCCUGUCAGAACGGAGCCAUCUGUAAAGAUGACGUCAACGGAUACCAGUGCUUUUGUGUGCCUGGUUUCCAAGGCUACCACUGCGACCUGGACAUUAACGAGUGUGUGUCGCGGCCGUGCGAGAACAAUGGGACCUGUGUCAAUGAGGUGGACCGCUAUGAGUGCAACUGUCUGCUAGGGUUCAAAGGGGUGAACUGUGAAGUGGAGAUUGACGAGUGUGAGGAGCAGCCCUGCCAGCAUGGAGCCACCUGCCAUGACCGUGUGGGCCUGUACACCUGUGAGUGUGUGUCUGGGUACGAGGGCCGUGACUGUGAGCUGGACAUUGAUGAGUGUGCCAGCGGGCUGUGUCUCAACGAUGGCAACUGUACAGACCUGGUGAACAGCUAUGAGUGUGACUGCAACGGGACAGGCUUCACAGGAGAGCAAUGUGAGGUGGACAUCCCAGAGUGUGCUUCGGACCCCUGCCAGAAUGGAGCCACCUGCCUAGAGGGGGUCAACCAAUACGACUGUAUCUGCUGGACAGGUUAUGAAGGGAAGAACUGUCAGGUGGAUAUUGAUGAGUGUGAGCUGCAGCCCUGUGAGAAUAGAGGAGAGUGUUUUCAGCGCUCAGAGCUGCUGCACUACGGGGUGCUGUCUGGACUGGAUGACAGGGAGUUCAACUAUGAGGAAGCAGCUGGGUUCCUCUGCCACUGCCAGCCUGGGUUUGCUGGUGAGAGCUGUGAAGAGAAUAUAGACGAGUGUGAGUCUGCUCCAUGUCAGAACGGAGGGAGCUGUGAGGACCUGGUCAACUCAUACCAGUGUGACUGUCCACCUGGGUUUACAGGUGUGCACUGCGAGGUAGACAUUAACGAGUGUGAGAGCGGGCCCUGUCAGAACAGCGGGUCCUGCAAGGACGCUGCCAACGCCUACACCUGCAACUGUGUGAAGACGGAUCCAGGGGAGGAGCCAUGGGGUGGCCAUAACUGUGACGUCCGUCUGAUUGGCUGCAGGGAACACCUGUGUGAGAACGGAGCCACGUGUGUGCCCAUCCUAAGCCAAGAAGAGCACAGUGGUGACGAUGGGGAUGAACAAGAGCAUGGCCACACCUGCCUCUGUCCCCCUGGCUUCACUGGGAACCACUGCAGCAUUCCCACCACCUUCUCCUUUAACACAGAGGGGUAUGUCCUCAUCCAGCUCCCUCCUACAGCUAACAGGACCAGUAGAGGGAUUGACCCCCAGCACCACCACCACCACUAUGGGAUCCACGUCCAGCUGCGCUUCAGGACCACCCUGGCUGAAAUGCUGCUGUUCUACAGAGGGGCUGAGCACUACUUUGUGUCCCUGGAGAUUGUGGGGGGCCAUAUCCAUGCUAGAGCUGGAUCAGGGAAGGAGCUACAGGCCACCUACCAUCUCCCUGUCAAUGACGGAGACUGGCAUGAGGCCAAAGUGACCAUGGAUGAGAAGCUGGUGCUGAUGGUGAAAGGACCAGGCUGUGACAAUGACGGGGGAUGCACAGUGGAGGACGAAGGACACAACCAAUUGAUCUUCUUCCAACCUGGAUCAUUCCCCCAGGUCUAUGUGGGUGGGGCCCCCCAGAAGUAUCUGGACAACACAGAGAGUAGGAAGGGUUUUAUUGGCUGCAUGGAGGAUCUACAAGUUGACCACCAGCUGCUACUGCCUCAGGAUAUCUCUCCAGAGCACAUCCAAGACAUGGAGCUGGGCUGCAACAAGACCGACUGGUGUCAUCCUGACCCCUGCCAUCAUCGUGGGCAUUGUAUUGACCUGUGGACUAGCUUCAGCUGUGAGUGUGAUCGACCCUAUCACGGCUCCUUGUGUGAAGAAGAAUACCCCUCAUGGACAUUCAGCAAUGAAGACACUGUGAGCUAUGCUGCCUUCAACAUCAACCAAACGGACGGAGAGAACUUCAACAUCUCCUUCUUCCUGCGCUCUCUGAAGCCUAGCGGACUGCUCCUCCAGCUGCGGAGAGGGAGGAGGGCCUACCUCACCCUGUACCUGCGGGAGGGAACCCUGGUCUUCAACAGCCCCCCCACCACCCUGUUCUCUAACGGUACCUACAUCACCAGCGGACAGAGGGAGCUGGUCACUGUGGUGGUACGCCAGGGUCAGGUAGGGUUCAGUCAGGGUGGGACACAGUUAUCCCUGGGGAAGGUGAGGAUGGAGCAGGGGGACGUGGUGUACAUGGGGGGUCUGCCACCGGGGGAGUCCACUGCCCCUUGGGGAGGUCACUUCAAAGGCUGCUUGCAGGACAUCACUCUGGACCACAUGCACCUGUACCGUAACCUCCCAGAGGAGGAGUGUCACACCCACAAAGCGUUCCAGUGCUACUUCCCCAAAAAAUCAGAGAACGUGUUGGAUGGCUGUGUCAGUGAUGAGGCAUGCAAGGCUGGUCCCUGUAAGAAUGGAGGAACGUGCACAAUCACCUGGAAUGAUUUUGAGUGCACCUGUCCCAUGAACUUCUCUGGCAGGCGAUGUGAGACACGCGUGUGGUGUAUUAGCGACCCCUGUGUCGUGGGCAGCCAGUGUGUGGAUCUAGUUGACGGUUACGAGUGCCUCACUAGCGCCACCUUUGAGAGCAACGCUCUGCAGUUCACCGCUAAUGGCUCGCUGGUUGCCACGGUGACCAGUGUCUCCAUGGAUAUACGUACUCGGGAGGAGAACGGCGUGCUGCUGCGGGCCACUAACGGAGCAGAGGUCUUCUGUCUGGGUUUGCUCAACUCCUCCCUGCUGGUCAAACUACUGAGCGGCAACAGCCUGGAGCUACAGGCCUUCACCAGUGACCUGCCCAUCUCAGACGGGGCCUGGCACCACCUCCACCUGGCCAUGACAGACCCCCUGCAGCCUGUGUCCCGCUGGCGCCUCACUGUGGACGGGCGCAGGGCUGGCAGCACCAUGGGCACAGCCGGGCACCUCAACUUCCUCAACAACACCACCGUGUGGCUGGCAGAGAACUACACAGGCUGUCUGGGAGAGGUGAGGGUGGGAGGAGUCUACCUACCUCUGUUGGACAACCAAGAGGCCCCUCAGGCAGCCCGGUUUGUCAGACAGGGGGGUCAGGAGAACAAGAUGGGGUGUGUUGGUGCUGAUGUGUGUCAGUACCAGCCCUGCCUCAACCAGGGCACCUGCCAGGACCUCUGGAACCUGUUCAACUGCAGCUGUGUCCCGGGCUGGGAAGGAGAGUUCUGCCAGAGGGACACAGACGAGUGUGCCUCAGGCCCCUGUGCCCACGGCACCUGCACAGACCUCCUGGCAAACUACCAGUGUGAGUGUCACAAAGGAUGGGGGGGCAGGGACUGUGAGGAGGAGGUGGAUGACUGCCUGGAGCACAGCUGUUUGAACGGAGGCUCCUGCCUAGACGGGACGGGUACCUACCAGUGUGUCUGCCCCCCUGGAUACACCGGCCGCCGCUGCCAAUGGAGAUUUCCUCCACAGCAGUGUGAUGAAGAGACGCAGUGUGACAACGGUGGGGUCUGCAUGGAUGGGAUCUGGGGUACCAACUGCACCUGCAAACCUGGCUACACUGGAGACUGGUGUGAGGCAGAGAUAGAUGAGUGUGAGUCCAGACCCUGUCUCAACGGUGCUACCUGCCUGGACCGACUCAGCAGCUUCCAGUGUGUGUGUGUGCCGGGCUUCAGCGGCACACAGUGUGAAAUCAAUAGACAGGAGCAGAGGCAGCGCAUGCCCUGGCUGGUGGUGGCCAUCCCUCUGGCCAGCCUGUGUGUGCUGCUGGCUGUGGUGGCCCUGGUGUUCAUGGUGCUGACCGCACGCAAGAAGCGCCAGUCGGAGGGCACCUACAGCCCCAGCACCCAGGAGGUGGCAGGGGCACGGCUGGAGAUGGGCAGCGUACUCAAAGUGCCCCCCGAGGAGAGGCUCAUAUGAGCCCCACACACAACAGCAACACACACUACCUUCACUCGGCUACAGGUCGGACACCUAGCCUCCCUGGCUCAGACACACAACCAGACACAGGCGAGGACUGGUCAGACUCACUAAGAGGUGGCCAGGGUGUGAAAGGUCACCAGUGGUGUGGACAUGUGCCCUCACAGUGGUGCCACCACCACACUGCUGCUCCUGGGUCAUGGGGUUGGGGUGAUUAAACCCGGAAGUAAUCUCUUUAUAGAAAGAGGUGACUUGGUCUGUCUGAGCCGCAGAGAAGGGCAGGAUAUCAAAUCAAAAUCAAAUCAAAUUUAUUUAUAUAGCCCUUCUUAAAUCAGCCGAUAUCUCAAAGUGCUGUACAGAAACCCAGGCUAAAACCCCAAACAGCAAGCAAUGCAGGUGUAGAAGCACGGUGGCUAGGAAAAACUCCCUAGAAAGGCCAAAACCUAGGAAGAAACCUAGAGAGGAACCAGGCUAUGAGGGGUGGCCAGUCCUCGUCUGGUUGUGCCGGGUGGAGAUUAUAACAGAACAUGGCCAAGAUGUUCAAAUGUUCAUCAAUGACCAGCAUGGUCAAAUAAUAAUAAUCACAGAUAGAGGAUGAAAGAGCUCUCGUCUCCACAAGACUGGAGCACUGCUGUCGGUUGAGUCUAAUCAGCUAGUCCCCUUCCUGGAGUGAUGAACCAUACUGGACUCCAGUGGCUCUCUAUACAAUAGCUACCAGUGUACAUUCUGUAGCCCACAUUGAUUAGGUGUGAGUUCACUCUAAAGACCAUUUUCAUGGUAAAACAUGAUAUUUUUCUCUGGAUGUGCAGUUAACAGUUAACAGGCAACACACUAUACCAAUAAUGUUCUUUCCGACUCCCUGUAAAUACUGUAAUUGUCUUAUUUCUAAAUCUAUGAUAUGUGUUUUUUGUUCAUGUCAUUGUCUUGUGCAAAUGUAUGAGGUGCUCCUAAAACUCGAACUCAUAGAAAGUGGUUUGAGACCACUUUAAUGCUAUCAGCCAUCUCAAACUCUGAUGCCACAGUACUCAGACAGGAUACAUUUACCCAAACCUACACUCCUGUCUGUCUCUUAAUCUAUCCUCACCAGAGCCACAACUUAACCAGCCAAGUGAUCCAUGGACGUUUUCACUGUCCACCGAAGGUGCUCAAGCUAGAUCUUGUGCUCUAGUUCUUUUCUGUAACUAUGGAUGAUGUACGACAUGCAUAUACUGUAACUAAGCUGAAUGAAAGUAAUUAAGUUUAUGCAACCCCAUACUAAAGGCAAGUCAUUGAAAGAUAAUUAUGAAUUGACUUCCACAUAACUUUAUGAAUGCGUUUGGAUGUGCCUUCCUUACAGAAUGGAUGGAACGCUGACAAACCCAACAUUCCACUCUUGUACAUUCUCCAUUGGAUAUGGUAUCUAUCUAUAUGUUGAUUUUUGUAUGGUCCUAUCUACAGUAUAGUUGACUGGAUGGAACUAUGUAUUGUCUCAAAGGAAAACUCACUGUGAUUAUUGUGUUGAUGUCUGUGUGGAAUGCUGUAGAGCGGUAUGACUGACCGACAAAUAGACAGAGCAGGUUUCUGUUUGAGCGCUGUCGGUCCUCCCCCUCCCAUUCCUGCAGGGCUAGGUGAUACAGUACGAUCCAGGGAGACAUGUACUGACUAUACACUGAUGUUAGCGCUGUCGGUCCUCCCCCUCCCAUUCCUGCAGGGCUAGGUGAUACAGUACGAUCCAGGGAGAAUAUGUACUGACUAUACACUGAUGUUAGUACUGCUUCAGUGUUGGAUUAUACAGAGUACAUUCCAGUGUUGGAUUAUACAGAGUACAUUCCAGUGUUGGAUUAUACAGAGUACAUUCCAGUGUUGGAUUAUACAGAGUACAUUCCAGUGUUGGAUUAUACAGAGUACAUUCCAGGGUUGGGAUCAAUUAUAGUCAAUUCACAAAGUGAACAUUGCCCAGUGAAUUGUCAAUUGAAAACUGAAUUGACCCCAACCCUGGUACACUCUGGAUUCGCAUCUACAACAGGGGAUAGAUUAGACUGAUCUGUAUUUUAGUUCUGAAUAGUAUGGUAGGAGUUUACACUGGACGCACCUCUACUCAGGCAGUACCAACUACAGUGUAAAGAAUAGCAAGGUAUGCUGGGUAGGCUACACUGGUAUGUAUAGGGAGUAUUCUGUGAUUAUUCUGGAAAAUGUGAUUGGGUAGCAACACUGUAACAUGAUGCAAUUGUAAAUAAUGUGAUUUAUUCAAAACUCUAAUCUUUCUAUUGGAUGUCAACAGUUAAACUGAUGCAAAAGAGAAUGAUAAUUAAAACAACACCAUGAAAUGAA